Lichtheimia ornata is the source of this 3069-nucleotide messenger RNA. RefSeq lists its product as uncharacterized. Gene Ontology annotation, molecular function: protein binding. The record is from RefSeq and is a predicted model, not a curated record. The coding region runs from base 1 to 3069 and encodes 1022 amino acids. The transcript has 10 exons. Lineage: Eukaryota; Fungi; Mucoromycota; Mucoromycetes; Mucorales; Lichtheimiaceae.
AUGACGACAUCCAAAGCAAUACAAAUCGCCAAAGACAUUGAGGAUGCACGGUGCAAAGGCAACUGGAAACUCAUGCCCGAAUUGGCACGCCGUUAUCGAAAGCACAACCCCAAAGGAGAAGUUCUUGCACAGACCAUUGUAGCCGAAGCAUCGCUAGCACAACUCGUUCAAAAUACCCAAUCGUCGUCGUCGUCGUCAUUGUUGAAUGCUGACCAAGUCAAAUCGAUCCGGCACCAAUUGCAAUCGGUUAUCCACAUGACGGAUACAGCCACAGCCACAGAUAGAGAGUUUGCAAAGGUUGUACUUGCAAGGUCGUACUAUGCAUGCGGCGAUUUUACCAAGGCCGUUGAUAUUGUGUCACAUUUGUCCUUUGAACGACAAGACGUCAAUGCUGGGUACAAUGCAGUCUUACUUUUACAAGCCAGGGUUAUGAAAGCUGUUGGCUUUGAACACAUGGGGGAUAUGCCACUCGCUUUUGAUACCUAUCGUUCGGUCACAACGGUUGUCAAGGAUGCUCUCACUGCCAAGGAACGCGUUCUAGUUGAAUGGGCUGAGGAAGGUUUAUACCGAGGUGCUAUGGUAGCAUGGAAAUAUGAGGGAGCAGAUGUGGGAUCAACACUCGAGAUGUUACGAGCGUAUCAGCGUGUUACUGCGUCACAGCCGUUGGCAUGGCGACAAUCCAAACGAAUCAAGAUGGCGGAACAAUCGCUCAGAUAUCUCUGUAAUGUGUAUCGGAAAGGAGAAUAUUGCCCAUCAGAGAGAAGUGGCACCAAGCAGGCAAUGUUUGUGAUUGAGGUGACCCAGCUCCACGCCCUGUAUGAAAAGAUGAUCUUGUCAGUUGCAAAGUUCCCUCGUGCCAAUCAAGUGAAUCAGCCCAUUUUGGACUAUGCUGAUUUAGUAUGGGAGAUUGUGGAAACGCCAUCAGUAGCUACAUGGUCUGUGAAUGAUUUACGAGGAUUUACAGAGGGCUUGAAUCGUGCAACACAAAAGGCAUUCAAUUCACCUCGAAUUACACGACACCUCUUCCAUGUUCAAUAUAUGACGGGCGACUACAAACAAGCACAUCAUGCGUUGCAGGCGUAUCUUUACAUGGUGGGGCUUGUGUCACAUGCUCGCAAUGCAUCACGAGAUCACGGCGAAGCUUUGGCCAUUGAUAGUCGAGGCAACACGCGACCUGUACCUGCUAUCAAAAAGGAGGAUAUUCGACAAUUGGUGCAAGAGAGCGCGGGUGGUGAACUUGCGGAUAUGCAUAACGCUGCCAAGCCAACCAAAUCCAUUGCAUCACGUCGCACUGUGGAGAAAGAAUCGACUCAAGACACAUUGAGAGUGCUAUUGGCGGGAAUCAAAAUGCUGUGUCAAGAUCUCGAGAAUGGUCCUGAAGCUGUGGAGUUAGGCGAGAUUGCUAGUGCCGUAUUCAACCUCCAAUCGGAAGGAUUUCAGCAAGAGCACAAAGUCCUGGGGGCCAAUGUGUACAGGGCAACUGGUACAGCGUAUGGGUUAUUAGCGAAUCAAACAACGGAUCCUCCCACUCGUUCGCAGUAUCACAGUGAAGCACUCAAGUUCCUCCAAGAAUCAACAGCAAUGGAUCCUGAUGCAUGGCAAACGUAUUAUCAAUUGGCAUUGCAACAAGGCACCAUGCGUGAUGUCCAUCUUGCUAUCCAAACGAUCACCAAGGCAUUACAGAUGAAUCCUGAUCAUAUACCAUCAUGGCAUUUGUUGGUGCUAGCAUGCUCGUGUCCUUCUCAAGGUGGUUUGGAGCAAGCGUUACGGACAUGUCAAAUGAGCCUAGACCGGAUACAGCAAUCGGAUGAUUUGCCUGAAGAUGGAAGCAGCAAUAACAGUGAUCAAGAUGGUGGUGAUGAUCAACAGCCCCAAGAUCUUGGGUCGAGACCUGGAUUCGAUCGAUUGGAACAACGUGUCUUGUUGCAAAUGACACAAUCCAUGCUUUUGAAUGUGGCACGUGGAGCUCAAGAUGCGUUGGAGUCACAAAAGGGUGUAUUCAGCACGUAUGGUCAAAUCGCUAUCCCAGAAGAGAUGGAUGAAGGCACGGGUGGUUUAUAUCAGUCCAAUGGCAACAAUGUCAGCGCUGGAUCAAGGAACCCCAUGGUGGUAUCAGGAUCAUUAGGGAAUUUGAGCGAAUCUGUAUCAGGGGGAAUAGCAGCUCAAGAAUCAGCACCAGUGAUCACCAAUGGUAAAACAACGACCAAUGGCGUAACACGUGGCAGUACAUGGCAUACAAAUGGCAGUAGCACAUCCUCUUCCAAUGGCAGUGAUGAUACCAUUCGCACAGCACCUACCCCGCUUGGCGCUUCUUCUUCUUCACAUCAUCAUCGUGGUCGUCUUCAUCCAUCAUUGCAUCUUUUCCGAUCCAAGAGCAAAUUACGUAAACAACAUCCCGAGAAAGUGAAUGGAUCGACAACAACAACAACAACAAAUGAUUCAACAACACGUGGCAGCUACCCAAUGCAGGCAUCGGUGUCAUCGCUGCAUAGUGCGGUUCCUUCAUUGAGUAGCACAGCAUCGAUUAUUCCGCACGGCUCUGUAGGCUCCGCUACUAUGGACGCACAACCCACAGCACGUUGCCGGCUGCGACAAAGACGAUCCAUACGCAUAUUGUGUAACCUGUGGCUCUUGUCAGCCAGCUGCUUUCUCGAGUUGGGUCUUGUGAACGAGACACUCAAGGCGAUUGAAGAAGCGGAGAAUGUCGAUUGGACUAACAACGCAGGUGUAUGGUGCAUGCUUGGCAGAUUACGUCUCGUUGAGAACAAAAUCGACUCGGCGAUCGCUGCGUUCCAAAAAGGGCUAGUAUGUGAUGGAAAUGACGUUGAAUGUCGUGUGUGGCUGGCCAAGGCUUACAUUCAACAUGGUGACCUCGAAGUUGCUGAAGGGCUCUUGGAAUUCGUUACUAGAAGCAACGGAUGGAAUUGUACCGAAGCUUGGUUGUAUCUUGGGCAAGUGUAUCGCAAGACCGAUCGAUUAGAACGUGCCAAGGAUUGCUUUAUCUAUGCAUUAGAACUAGAAAGAACCCAGCCAAUCCAGCCCUUUUCUAUCCUGCCCCGUUGUAUUUAG